CCAUUAAUCAACCAAUUCUAUGACGAUGUCUAUAUUCAAUCCUGAUUCCAUCAAUAACGAGCUAUCAAAACCAACAUCGAUCUUUGGUCUAAAGCUUUGGGUCGUCAUCGGAAUUUUACUAGGAUCUCUUAUAGUCAUCGCUCUCUUCUUUCUCUCCCUUUGUUUAACCUCUCGCCGGAGAAACCGUAAGCCACGUCACGCCGAUUUCGCAUCCGCCGCAGUAGCAACGCCGCCGAUUUCAAAGGAGAUUCAGGAGAUCGUUAGACCUCCGGCGCAAGACCAUUACCAUCCGACGCAGCCCGUUGCGGCGGAGAUCCAAGUCGAUAUAGGGAAGAUCGAGCACCGUGUUGUGUUCUCGGAUCGAGUCUCGAGUGGUGAAAGCAGAGGAACAGUGAGUGCUAGUGAAACGGCGUCGUAUUCAGGUAGUGGUUGUGUUGGACCUGAGGUUUCGCAUCUUGGUUGGGGAAGAUGGUAUACUCUUAGAGAGCUUGAAGCGGCCACGAAUGGAUUGUGUGAAGAGAAUGUGAUCGGAGAAGGAGGUUAUGGGAUUGUUUAUAGUGGGAUUUUAACUGAUGGAACUAAAGUCGCUGUCAAGAAUCUGCUUAACAAUAGGGGUCAAGCUGAGAAGGAGUUUAGAGUGGAAGUGGAAGCUAUCGGGCGUGUAAGGCAUAAGAAUCUUGUUAGGCUUUUAGGAUACUGCGUCGAAGGUGCAUACAGGAUGCUUGUGUAUGACUACGUCGAUAAUGGCAACUUGGAGCAAUGGAUUCAUGGUGAUGUUGGUGACAAAAGUCCUCUGACUUGGGAUAUUCGUAUGAACAUAAUACUUUGCAUGGCGAAAGGCUUGGCGUAUCUACAUGAGGGUCUUGAACCGAAAGUCGUUCAUCGGGACAUAAAAUCUAGUAAUAUUUUGCUUGAUCGUCAAUGGAAUGCUAAAGUAUCAGAUUUCGGACUCGCUAAGCUGUUGUUCUCUGAGAGCAGUUACGUCACAACCCGUGUAAUGGGGACUUUUGGAUAUGUUGCACCUGAGUAUGCUUGCACGGGAAUGCUGACAGAAAAGAGUGAUAUCUAUAGUUUUGGGAUAUUAGUCAUGGAGAUUAUUACCGGAAGAAACCCUGUCGAUUAUAGUAGACCUCAAGGAGAGGUGAAUUUGGUUGAGUGGCUGAAAACAAUGGUUGGAAACCGAAGGUCUGAGGAAGUAGUCGAUCCAAAAAUACCCGAACCGCCAACUUCAAAAGCUCUUAAACGUGUGUUGCUCGUCGCGCUGCGAUGUGUGGAUCCGGACGCAAAUAAGAGACCUAAAAUGGGUCAUAUUAUACACAUGCUUGAAGCAGAAGAUUUGUUCUAUCGUGACGAACGACGAGCCACGAGGGAGCAUGCAAGCCGUGAUUAUAAACAGCCACAGACUGAAGUUUCUGCAGCUGCAGCUGCAGCUGAGACGAGCGAAAGUGACAGUUCAAAAGACCGAAGAUAAAGGAUGUAUGAAGAGACGCACUGAAAAUUUUCUGACCAUUAGUAUUUCAAUUCUUGUUGUUUAAAUCAAUUUUUAUGUGACAU
Molecule: messenger RNA, 1554 nt
Organism: Arabidopsis arenosa
Lineage: Eukaryota; Viridiplantae; Streptophyta; Magnoliopsida; Brassicales; Brassicaceae
Source: the annotation of a GenBank genome assembly